GCUGUCUUAGCUUCCAUGAAUUCGAUCUUGCUUGGCUAUGAUAUUGGAGUGAUGAGUGGAGCUGGGAUAUACAUAAAGAAGGAUCUUAAAUUGUCCAAUAUUCAGCUGGAAAUUCUUAUGGGGAUACUCAACGUUUAUUCCCUAUUAGGAUCUGCUGCAGCCGGAAGGACUUCGGACUGGAUUGGUAGGCGAUAUACUAUUGUAACUGCUGCGGUUAUUUUCUUCCUUGGUGCGUUGUUCAUGGGGUUCGCUCCUAAUUACGCUAUUCUGAUGGUGGGACGAUUCGUCGCUGGAAUCGGCGUUGGUUACGCUUUGGUGAUUGCUCCUGUCUAUACUGCUGAAAUCUCGCCCGCAUCCAGUCGGGGAUUUCUCACCUCAUUGCCUGAAGUUUUUAUUAACAUUGGUACAUUGCUAGGAUACAUAUCUAAUUUUGCCUUCUCGAAAAUGAGUUUAAAUGUCGGAUGGCGGUUGAUGCUCGGGCUCGGAGCCAUUCCGGCGGUAUUAAUUGGUCUCGGAGUGUUAGUAAUGCCGGAGUCGCCCCGUUGGCUCGUGAUGCAAGGUCGGAUUGCCGAAGCUCGACGAACCCUCCACCUUGUCUCUGACUCUCCGGACGAGGCAAACCUCCGCCUAGACGAAAUUAAAAAAGCCGUUGGAAUUUCUUUAGAUUGUAACGACGACCACAUAACCGUCGCAAAAAAUAGUAACGGCAAAGGAGUUUGGAGGGAACUCUUCCUACACCCAACACCUGCGGUCCAACAUAUGUUGUUGGUGACUUUUGGGAUUAAUUUCUUUCAACAAGCAUGUGGGCUAGCCGCUGUGGUUUUAUAUAGUCCGAAAGUAUUUGAAAAAGCCGGAAUUACCAGCGACAAUCAUAAGUUAUUAGCGACGAUUUUUGUCGGAAUUGUGAAGACGUCACUUGUUUUCAUUGGAGCGAUUAUGUUGGACCGGUUUGGGAGAAGGACGGUGUUUUUGUACAGUAUGGCGGGAAUGAUAGUAUCACACGCGAGCUUAGGGACAUGGUUAACUGUUAUAAAUCAAUCGAAGACGAAGCAAACAUGGGCGAUUGUUAUGGCAAUAAUAUCGGUUUUGAGUUUCGUGGCGACGUUUUCGAUGGGAAUGGGGCCGGCUGCUUGGGUUUAUUGCUCGGAGAUAUUUCCGGUAGCGUUACGUGCUCAGGGAGUUAGUGUGGGGAUUGGUGUGAAUCGUGUUACGGGUGGAUUAGUUUCCAUGACUUUUCUUUCUUUACAACAAGCCAUUACUAUUGGCGGGGCGUUUUACUUGUUUAUGGGAGUGGGAAUCGUAGGGUGGAUAUUCUUCUAUACUUUGUUACCUGAAACACGAGAUAAUUCACUUGAAGAGAUUGAACGUUUGUUUGGGAGAUUCUUCAAUUGGAGGUUAACGGUGACGGAAUUAGCUAAGAAUGAAGUUGAGAUAGGAGAAUCUACUAAGACGGAAUUAACGGAGGAGCCAAAUGCUAGCUCUUAG
This is a messenger RNA of Impatiens glandulifera, 1485 nucleotides long. RefSeq names its product polyol transporter 5-like. Gene Ontology annotation, molecular function: carbohydrate transmembrane transporter activity. Gene Ontology annotation, cellular component: membrane. Gene Ontology annotation, biological process: transmembrane transport. The record is from RefSeq and is a predicted model, not a curated record. NCBI's taxonomy places the organism in Eukaryota, Viridiplantae, Streptophyta, Magnoliopsida, Ericales, Balsaminaceae. The coding region runs from base 16 to 1485 and encodes 489 amino acids. The transcript has 3 exons.